AUGAGAUCCUGCAAUGAUGAUGAUAAAAAUAAUGAUUAUAAUGAUAAUAAUAGCGAUGAUGAUAAUGAUCAGAAUAAUAAUGACAAUGGUAAUGAUAAUGAUAAUAACAAUGACAAUAAUGAUAAUGAUAACGAUUAUAAUGAUAACGAUUAUAAUGAUUAUAAUGAUAACGAUUAUAAUGAUAACGAUUAUAAUGAUGACGAUUAUAAUGAUUAUAAUGAUAACGAUUAUAAUGAUAACGAUUAUAAUGAUUAUAAUGAUAAUGAUAAUAAUGAUUAUAAUGAUAACGAUUAUAAUGAUGACGAUUAUAAUGAUUAUAAUGAUAACGAUUAUAAUGAUUAUAAUGAUAACGAUUAUAAUGAUUAUAAUGAUAACGAUUAUAAUGAUUAUAAUGAUAAUGAUAAUAAUGAUUAUAAUGAUAACGAUUAUAAUGAUAACGAUUAUAAUGAUUAUAAUGAUAACGAUUAUAAUGAUUAUAAUGAUAACGAUUAUAAUGAUUAUAAUGAUAACGAUUCUAAUGAUAACGAUGAUAAUGUACCGUAA
Molecule: messenger RNA, 543 nt
Organism: Lottia gigantea (owl limpet)
Lineage: Eukaryota; Metazoa; Mollusca; Gastropoda; Lottiidae
Exons: 2
Coding region: 1-543 (180 amino acids)
Source: RefSeq, a predicted model, not a curated record